CCACGGACAAGAUGGAACCCAGAGUGAUCCUCCUGCAGCUGGCGUCCAUCUCUUGUGUCCUCGCGCUUCCCAUCGUCGGCAUCGGCACUCUGGUGGAAGAUGCCAACAACGCUGUCGUCCGAGACAAGAGAGAGCCAAGUCGGUCCAUGACGUUCAGCGGGUUCAUGCCUGGCAAAGGACUGUCAGCUUUCGCGACCAGCGGGGACUUCGCCCCCUACGGUAGACGACCGUGGAGCCAGGGCGAGUCAGCCCAGCCGUCAGGGGAGGAGCACCCUCCUGAGCGAGGGCAGAGUCCAUGGACACCUGAGGACAAGGGAAGGGACGAGGAGGAAGAAGAGGUUCCACCGCCGCGACCUGGAAAGAAGAACAAGAAGAAGUACAAUACUAGGGAAGAGGACGAGGAGGAGUACGAAAAACCCGGUAGAGGAGGUAACGCAGCAGCGUCGUUCAACGCAUGGUUCCCCAUCAUGCUUGGGAUGUUCCCCUCGUCUUUUGGAGACGAAGGAGGAUACUCUAGGGGUUACCCACAACAGGGACAUGGAGGAAGCUACCCUAGCCAGGGGUCAGGAGGUCAUGGACCCAGCUAUCCUGGUCAAGGUCCCAACUACCCUAGCCAGGGGUCAGGAGGUCAUGGACCCAGCUAUCCUGGCCAAGGUCCCAACUACCCUAGUCAGGGGCACCAAGGGGGAUUCCGGUACCCUCAAGGGGGUCCCCACACGACCGUCAUUGCCAAUAGCGUCAGCAACGGACGCAGCGGCGUGGCGAGUAGUCACGCUAUAGCCUACGGGGGCGGAAGCAACCCUCAGCACCAACGGUGACCUACUGUACAUACACUGCCUCCAACCCACCAUCACCUACAACAUAUUGUGUAUCUAGAAUAAAUAUUUGUCAUUAGUAA
Molecule: messenger RNA, 898 nt
Organism: Macrosteles quadrilineatus (aster leafhopper)
Lineage: Eukaryota; Metazoa; Arthropoda; Insecta; Hemiptera; Cicadellidae
Product: calcium-binding protein P-like
Exons: 3
Coding region: 12-818 (268 amino acids)
Source: RefSeq, a predicted model, not a curated record